AUGGUGGUGACCACAGAAGAGCCCACAGCCGAAUCUUUCAUGGCGGAGUUUCUGGCCCAGAUAGAUUUAAUCUUUGAAUGUUUCUGGGCUAAUUUGGAAGCACAGGAGCAUUACCAGCAGCUAUUUGAGCCGAUCACCACAGAGUCUCUGACACAGCACUCCAGUGCACAUCUGAUUGCUCCUCGUUCAGAACCUCCCUGCUCUCAGCCAGAUCAGCAGAAUAUUUCCUCAACACAGCAGAGGUGAGAGUGACUGGGGAAACCUGCCAAACUUGGACCUGCAUAUACAGCACUGAGGAGCAAGGCCUGGGAACAUGGCUAUGGGACUUUACAAUACACAGCCCCUCCAGAUGGCAACUCCUACCACUCAGGUGCAGGGCUACAACUGCUGCCUCUACAGCACAUCUACAUACCUGCCAGAGACCUCCUGUCAAGAGCCCAGCAGUCCUCCCAUAAACUGGUAG
Molecule: messenger RNA, 463 nt
Organism: Pelobates cultripes (western spadefoot toad)
Lineage: Eukaryota; Metazoa; Chordata; Amphibia; Anura; Pelobatidae
Source: the annotation of a GenBank genome assembly